CACUAAUUGCAUUGACGCGAGCAAUGUUUUAUUUGUUGUUCGGUAUAAACUGUAUGUGCGUGAUUGUUUCCAAAGAACACGACUUUCCAUACAUAACCUGAAACAUGAAAGGAACUCACAGCUAUUUACCGACUAUUGAAUUGUUUUGACGGGAGAGGUGUAUAUGCUCUCACUAGACAUAUCUUGCCCGCUGUCCACAAAAGGAAACGGUGUGCUGCUUAUCAAUCAAAGGCAAAAGAUUAUAAGAAGAGGUGGGAAAACCAACGACGACUCCCAGGCCUUUUGGGGAAACACAUCAAAAGGCAAUUAUAAUUGCUGGACUUUAAAAAACCAGAAAUCAUUCUGUUUCUUUUUCCACAACCACCAUUUCCCAUGUCGGCUUCUCGGUUGAAGGAUCGCCAGUUACUCGGUGUCGCCCAAACAGCAACAAGCAAGGAGAUCCGCAGACGAUACAUAGAGCUAUGUAAGAAGCAUCAUCCCGAUGUUGCCCGAGAGCCGUCAGCACAAGGCGAGCCAGAUAUUCGAGACAUUACCGCGGCAUAUCGACGCCUUGUAGGCAAGGACGUCUCUAUGGCCGCAAACACGGCCGCUGCAGCAUGGCAAGAAAGACCACCUGAAGCACGAAAAGGAGCGUCUCCACAGGAGCAGCACCAAUGGACAAAGUGGUCCCUGUUCACCGGCGUUGCGCUGGUGACCACCAUCGUCGCCUACUCCAGGUACGAGCCGCGGAAGAACCACAUUGUCGACCUGGAUCCAGCAAUGCACCGAACUUCUUGGCAACAGCAACAGCCACAGUACGGCAAUGGCUCAAGUUAUCGUCAAUGGCGCAAAAGCUGAAUGGACAAAAAAAAAAAAAA
Messenger RNA from Zychaea mexicana, 857 nucleotides. RefSeq lists its product as uncharacterized. The coding region runs from base 373 to 837 and encodes 154 amino acids. NCBI's taxonomy places the organism in Eukaryota, Fungi, Mucoromycota, Mucoromycetes, Mucorales, Lichtheimiaceae. The transcript has a single exon. The record is from RefSeq and is a predicted model, not a curated record.